AGAAAAGGCGAUUCUGAGCUGAGGUUACCUCAGGAUUUCUCAAGCUAACUAGCCUAAUCAAUCGGAUCAGUGCUGACUGGAAACCCAAGCAGUCUGAUUUCAGAUCAGAGGUCGGACAUGUAAGUAUUGGAGUAAAUGCUUGAGGCAUGAUGCUCAGAGACUCAUCAACGCUGCAAGCCUGAACAGGGGGCACUGCUGGGUGACUUAUAGCCUUUACUGGGAGUGUGUGUUGAGAGACGAAGCAGGUCAGAGGACGAUCUCGAUCUCAGUCAGACGGGACAGACCAGCUUCAGAUGCCACUUUCGCCUGGCGUACAGAUCUACGACUGAAUGACUGGACAUGCACAGCAGCGCUGCGUGAUCUAGCAGAGAUCAUGGAGGUCCAUUCCAGCAGUAAUGGGGUGAUGGACGGCUUACACCCUCAAACCGUCCUCUCUCGGCUCAGCGAACAGCGCUCACACGGCCUCUUCUGUGAUGUUACCAUCGUUGUUGAAGACAUUAAAUUCCGUGCUCACAGAAACGUCCUGGCUGCGACCAGCGGAUAUUUUCGAAAGGCUUUGACCACCUCUGGGACUUGUCCAUCUGGCCAGGUGCUGGAGAUUCCAGACCUGAAAUCUGAGGUGUUUGCAACCAUCCUGAACUUUAUAUACUCAUCCAGAGUGGACUCAGUGGGCACAGAGGAACACAAAUCCUUAGUGGCUGCUGGAAAGAGACUAGGCAUCCCGUUUCUGGAAAAGCUUCUCGAGACCAAUAUGGUUCGAACCCAACCGUUUGCUAAGUCAGAAAGUUCUACCAGCCAGACUAAACUGACCGGUCCCUGGGGCUUUAAGAAUGAACAACAGCGUGUUGAAGAGCAAGACUGCUCCAAAGGUCCCCGGAUAAUGAACGCAUUCUCCUUCACAGAGGUUCCAGAAGUUAGCAACCCAUUUACCUUAAUGGAUCUGCACACCAAUGCUGAGCAGUCAUCAGACCCGGGACCUCAGCAGGCACCGGGAGCGCCACCUCUAGAAGGUGAUUCAGUAGACGCAGUGUUUGAACACUCGUAUGCUGUGAGCAAAGAGCAUCACACUGCAGAUCUAAAAGAAGGGUCACAAUUAAGUGAUAAAACAACCACCAAGCCUGAACUCGGUCCUAUUAAAAAGCGCCAUCGACUUUGCAAAGCUUUAGCACCUGCACAAAACGAAACAAGUGCUACUGUUCAGAAUCCUGCCGUGCAAAAUGGACCGCCUGACUCCACAUCUUCAGACUUAACAACGGAUUUGAAUUCUGCCCCUGAAUUGAUGUCUCCUCCUGAAAUUUCACCCUUGCCAGAGGCUGAACCACCCGCUUUAAUACCAGAAGACGUACCAACAUCUACGACGUAUCGCUGCCAGCAAUGUCCUGAGGCUUUCAGCAGCUCAGCACUCCUCACCAUCCACAAGCAAAUCCAUAAGAGAAGAUUUGUUAGUCACUUGUUUUGCAAGUUCUGCAAUAAAAAGUUUAUCCACUUGAAAAGGUUGCGCAAUCACGAGCAAGUUUGUUUAAAAGGUCCACCAGAGCUGGAGCCAAACGACAAACAAGAUACUGACAGUCUAGAUCAGCCUAGCGCUGGAGAUACUUUAACAAGUCCUGAUGUUCAAGAUCCUCCAGAACUUGAUCACACAUUGACGAGUACUUCUGAGGAACCUCAAGAAGUUUUUACAAAACCACGUGGUCGUCAACGAGCAUAUAAAUGUAGUAUGUGCAAACGGGCCUACGUGACUCUGUCCAGCCUGAAACGUCACGAAAAUGUGCACUCUUGGCAAAGAGCUUAUCCCUGCCAUUACUGCAAUAAAGUGUUUGCUCUGGCGGAAUAUCGUACCAAACAUGAGAUCUGGCACACAGGCGAGAGGCGCUAUCAAUGCAUUUUCUGCCUGGAAACUUUUUUGACUUAUUAUAUCCUCAGGAACCACCAGAAGUCCUUCCAUGGAAUUGAUCCACGUUUGACUGUAAAUAAGAAAACUGGUAAUGGUGGAUUUAAAGGGAGCAUCUACCCUAUAAAGCUUUACCGACUGUUACCGAUGAAGUUUAGGAAGAAAAGGUACAAGACGUACAAUGAGACUUGUUCUGAAGUCCUGGGUAAACCUGAGCAUGCUCCUCUAAACACCUCAGAUGUUCCACACAAAGGCAACAAAAAUUCAGAGAGCGUUAAUAUUGGUCAGUCUUUAUUUUCUAUGCCGGUGACCUUUAUGGCAACCCCAAAGUUGAUGGCUACAGAAGUACCUCUCAUUAACCGAAGUGCAGAGAUACCUCUUACUUCCGAUGAGAACUUGCCUCAUGGACGAAGAAAAGGCUUUCAAACCCAGAAGAAUGCACAACUGACAGGCUUUGAGGGCACAGGAUCCCCGUUUUUAAUUAACAAAUAUACGUCUCUGACAACAGAGGAAAACUCCUCUUUAAGGGCUUCAAUUAGGGACCCCAAGUAUGAUGCAGCUUCCAAGCAAGUCAGCAGCGAGACAAACCGAGAUGUUUUGCCAUUUCUGAAUUUACCGCCUGUUUGCUCUUUUGAGGGCUUGAGCAAACUAAAUGAAUUGUCAGCAGCGGCACAAACCAUUGAAGCGAUGGCCAAUCAACUGCUCAAGCCACCACCAGGGAGCCAUGUGCAAGACCUUCCACCUGACAAACAGACAGAAACCUACAUUGCCAAACCUGCCUGUCCAGGGCCAUCAGUGGACAACCAGGUCUUGCCCCUGUGCCAGAUAACCGUGAAAAUUGGCAAUGAGGCCAUUAUCCGUCGCAAGAUUAAAGGCUCUAAACUCUUCCCAAAAAAGAAAAAGAGGAGAACCUGGGAAGAUGGUCAAACCAACCAUGUGGAGGAUGGUGCAGGAUUCCCAAAUCUGCGCCUACGGACAGAGGUCACAAGCUCAGUAACAGAAGACGAGCCUUAUGAAGAUGUAAAUGAUCCAGAAAAUGACAAACCCUGGCGUCCAUAUUAUUCAUACAAACCCAAAAAAAGAGGGAAGCGCUUAAGGUCUAGGCAGAAAAGAAUUAAGGGGGAUAAUUACUACACAAAGCCUCUAUCCCCUGAACCAGAAGGUGAUUUUACCAAAAGAGAGGAAACUGAAACCAGGGUAGAACUUAGGGGUCCAAAAGAGGACUUUAUGUGCCGUCGCUGCAGCAGGUCCUUCUCAAGUCCAACUUCACUUAGCAUGCAUAUCAUCAGCUGCCAUCAGCCUCGCUGCAAGAUCUGUAGCAAGCUGUGCCCGGUGGAUGAGCUUCCUAAUUCAGACACAUCGUUCAUGGGAGACUUUAUCUGCCAGAGUUGUACAGAGGAUGGUUCCUGCUUCAGCUCAGACACCACGAGUCGUACCAUGAGCAGUGAGAAACGCUAUCGCUGCUCGUACUGUCCACAGAGGUUUCUGUACCUUGCCACCAAGAAGAGCCAUGAGGCGAAACAUCUUGAUAAGUUUGGAGGGACUCUGGAACACAGCUGUCGUUACUGCUCCAAAGUGUGCAAGUCUGCAGCGCAGCUCAGUAUACAUGAGGGCAAACACGCGACUAAAAUAAGAGAGACAGAAAAGAGUGACGUUAACACAGAUACAAGAGCAAGAUCGCCUCUUCCAGAGAUCAGACAUCAAAUGAAACCUGAACCAUGGGAAAGUUUUAAAAAAACGGAGAAACCACUGGAAAAGGACUAUCCAAAAAUCAAGAAUAUCCACAAGAAGAUGUCUUCGUCGUUUUCCAGUGAAGCUAACCGGACUUUAUCUCCUUUCCUUCCAGACUUGCUCAGAAGAAAAAACAAGAAGAAAAACCGUCUGAAUCUUUAUAAAAACUUCAGUCCAGGAUCUGAGGCUCAAGAGCAAAGUCUGCUUACAAGUGCACCAAGCAACCUUCUCAGCAUACCCUAUCCAGUAUGCCUGGCCAGACUGCCCGCUGCUAAAGAAUCUUCCCUGCACGCACACAGAUCAGAGUGGUCUUCGUUCAAAGAGGAACCUGUGUUUCCCUCGGACGACUGAUCCCGCAGAAAGGAAACGAUGUUAAUGAGAACAGCAAUAUGAAGAAGCACUUUCGAAACCGACUAUAAGUAUAUGAAAGUAUUAAUGUCACAUUAAUGUGUGUAAAUAGAGAGUAUUUUUUAUCUGUUUAUGCUAAAUAAUGCUAGUAGUUUUCAAUGUUUAUUAUAAGAAACAUUUAUUUUUGUACGUUUCCGAUUUUUGUGAACGUAUUGCGUAAUAUUAUGAAGAAAUGACAUUCCUCCUCAGCACAGCCGGACUGCAUCACUUCCUUCAGAAUGUUCAUGUUAUCUGUUACAUGCACCACAGUGAUGAGUGAUUCCUGAAUAAUUCAUUUAGUAGAAAGACCAAGUCAGAUGUACAAAUGAUUUACUGGUACGAAUGAUUAUAAGCUUACAGGUUGAUGUUACACAUACAGUAUGUACGUUCACCUGCCAUCACUUGUGAUUCCUCAGAUUCUUAUCAGACCUAUUAUAAUUAUAAUCAAUAAAUCAAAGUUCAAAAAGUGUAAAAAGUAGUUUUAAUGACUUACUAAUGUGAGUAAUAAAUGAGUCGACUUUUAUUGUUUAGUUCACGUGUCAAACUCGAGGCCUGUAAGCCAAAUCCAGCCGCCACAUCAUUUUAUAUGGCCUGCGAGAGCUUAAAAGACGUAUGAUUGUCUUAAAAUACACUGUAA
This is a messenger RNA of Trichomycterus rosablanca, 4646 nucleotides long. RefSeq names its product zinc finger and BTB domain containing 38 (gene zbtb38). Gene Ontology annotation, cellular component: nucleus. The coding region runs from base 374 to 3973 and encodes 1199 amino acids. The transcript is spliced from 6 exons. Lineage: Eukaryota; Metazoa; Chordata; Actinopteri; Siluriformes; Trichomycteridae. Gene Ontology annotation, biological process: regulation of transcription by RNA polymerase II. The record is from RefSeq and is a predicted model, not a curated record. Gene Ontology annotation, molecular function: DNA-binding transcription factor activity, RNA polymerase II-specific; protein binding.